AUGAUUUUGGGAUUAAGUCAUUUGAGAGCGAUUCAAGCAAGACUCGAUCUAAGGCAGAGGAGGAUGGUAUUGCCUCCAGCUUUAGUGGGACAGGUGGCAGCAGUCACUUCAGAAAAGGAGGAGUUCGAAAAAUUCCUGGAGGCGGAGCUGAAAAAAUUCAGAGAUGUGCCAGGUGCGACCCACUUCCUGGUUCAUAAAAUCAGGCUGAAGGAAGGAGCUGAGCCGUUCCAACAACGUCCGUAUCCUUGUAAUCCACUUAUGCAAGCAGUGAUAAACGAGGAGGUGGACAGUAUGCUCAAUCAGUGGGUUAUUGAGCCGAGCAGUAGCCCUUGGAGCUCACCAAUUGUCUUGGUAAAGAAGGCUAAUGGAAAGAUGUGA
Nilaparvata lugens (brown planthopper) is the source of this 378-nucleotide messenger RNA. RefSeq lists its product as uncharacterized. The transcript has a single exon. NCBI's taxonomy places the organism in Eukaryota, Metazoa, Arthropoda, Insecta, Hemiptera, Delphacidae. Bases 1 to 378 code for a protein of 125 amino acids. The record is from RefSeq and is a predicted model, not a curated record.